This is a messenger RNA of Colletotrichum destructivum, 2371 nucleotides long. Its product is annotated as Putative Zinc finger, RING-type. Bases 461 to 1882 code for a protein of 473 amino acids. The transcript is spliced from 2 exons. Gene Ontology annotation, molecular function: ubiquitin protein ligase activity. Lineage: Eukaryota; Fungi; Ascomycota; Sordariomycetes; Glomerellales; Glomerellaceae. The record is from RefSeq and is a predicted model, not a curated record. Gene Ontology annotation, biological process: ubiquitin-dependent protein catabolic process.
CUUGCCUGCUUUUGUCAUCCUUUCCAUCACCAACCCCCAUCCGACAUCGUGUCGUGGUUUUCCUCUCGUUUCAAUUACCCUCUGCUCUCAGCGCCUUCUGUGGCCAAGGGUAGAUUGGAAUUUCAACCGAUUUUGGUCCCGGCCAGAUUUUCUCAGUGAGCGUUUUUGCACUGCUCAGCGAGAAUCCGUUGCGUCGGUUCCACGCCGCAUGCGACCGGGGGUUCAGAUCGACACCAUUUCCGUCCAGAGACGCUGUUUUCGGCUUCCCGGUUUCAAGUCCAGGCAAACCUUCCUCCCCUACAACACCCAACUCACUCCUCCAUGAUCUCGCCUUACCUUUGACCGUGAGUUAAUUCUUCGGCAUCGCCAACCGUUGGUGUGCGACUUUUUUUAUUCCUCGAUCCUAUUCCACAGCUUGGACUUGGGACUUGGUUUUGGGAUCAUUAAACCCACCCUCAAAAUGGCUGUCAUCGACCAGGUCCUGGUUGAGGUCUCCCGCUUCGUGGUGCGUCAGGUGUCGGAGUCUGCCUCGUCCUUGCCGGCCCCAUCGACUGCUGCACCUACUUCGACGUUCAGCGAAACCGCACCGACGACGACGGCCACCGAUAACCCAUCGCCUACCAGCAAUCCAGGCAACGGCGGAGGGGGGGGCGGAGGCGGUGGUGGUAGUUCCAAUUCUCCUCUGCUCUUCUUCGUUGCUCUGGGCUUCGGAGUUGUCUUCACCAACCUAUGGAUCAUCGUUGGUGUCAAAUACUGCUUCCGCUAUAAUGCCCGUAAUCGUGCCAUGCGUCUCAACGAAGAUGGAGAGCCCAUCAACCUGGAGAACAUGCCUCGUCCGCACCGCCGCCGUCGCGAGAAGAAGCUGAUGACGAUGGACGAGGUCAACGACAAGUUCCCUAUGACCAAGUACAAGACCUGGGUUGGCGAACGUGCGAGAGAGGGCCUUCCCACUGCCGGAGGCGUCUCUGCCCCGCCCAGUCGUGCAAACAGUCUUCGGUCUGCCGACGGUAUCGUACCUGAGCUGCCCUCGAAGGAACGCGAGUCUACCGAAGAUCGCCCCGCCACAGGCGCCAGCAACAAGCCCGUUACUUCCGAGAAGACGACCGAAGAUACGGUUAAGAAGGAGGGCAACACCUCGACCACAACAGGCAACGCUGACGCCCCGCAAUCCACACCUACUUCUGCCACUCCUCUUCAGCGCGUCAACAGCGAAGACGAUGACGACGAAGAUGACGAGCAUAUCAACGCUGCCGUCCCCCCUGAGCUGAUGGCAACCAGCGGUGACACCUGUGCUAUCUGCAUUGACACCCUGGAGGAUGACGACGAUAUCCGCGGGCUGACUUGUGGCCACGCUUUCCACGCCGUCUGCGUCGACCCGUGGCUUACCAGCCGCAGGGCUUGCUGCCCUCUUUGCAAGGCAGACUAUUACACCCCAAAGCCUCGUCCAGUCCCUGGCGAAGGCGAUCCGAAUGCCACAGGCGACAUGGCCCGCACGGCGUCCCGUGCCAACAUGCCCAACGCCCCUCCGGCUGCUUGGUACAGCCUGAGUGGCAACCGCCUGGGUUUCGGACGCAACAGAGGUAACCGGACUGCCAACACUCGUUCCGACCGCCGCCGCCGCGCUCGCCAGCAGGCCAUGUCUGCAUCUUCCAACCAAAAUGCCUCGCAGGGCUCGCCGGACACGCCGCCCGUUGUCGAGAAUCAGGAAUCUCGUGGUCUCCUCGCCAACAUCAGACUGCCCGCAUUCCGUAACCCCCUCCGACGUGGUGGAGAUCAGCAAUCUGGCAGCCCGACAACGGCUGCCGGUCCUAAUGUCACGCCCUCUCAGCUCGAGGCCGGCACUCAGACUGCACCGGCCACCACCACCACAGAGGCCCGGUGACCGCAUUUCUGAUGAUUCUACCCAUGCACAUAGUAUGCAUGGGUUGAUAUUUCGAUUUUGUUUUUAUUGCUGUGCUACUCGUGUACAUCAUACCCCAGAGACCAAUCUGCAGAUCUCAGCAUAGACCUGCGACGUUGGCAGCAUCAUAUAUGCAACACGACGACGCCUUUUUUUUCAUACCCACACUUACAUACACGCGACUGAGAGAGGCCACAUGGAACAAAAGGGGACGGUGGAGGAUUCUGCUGCGAAGCGGCAGAGAAGGAGUUGCAUCAAUGCACAUGGUGGCCUGACUUGAUUUGGUUUCUCUCGAAUUACAAGGGGAGCGGCGGAGUUGCGGCGACAUGGGCAUCACGUCACGGAAUAAUGACAAUUGACAACAUUCACCUAGAUUAUGGGUUUUGUUUCUCCUUCUGUGACAUUCAUUGUCCAGAGAUUCUUUAACUGUGAGGCGCUGUCCAAUUUGUUGCUCACCUUUUUUGUUCUUUU